This is a messenger RNA of Meira miltonrushii, 1793 nucleotides long. RefSeq names its product Metallophos-domain-containing protein. The transcript is spliced from 2 exons. Gene Ontology annotation, biological process: mRNA splicing, via spliceosome. The record is from RefSeq and is a predicted model, not a curated record. Gene Ontology annotation, cellular component: nucleus. Gene Ontology annotation, molecular function: RNA lariat debranching enzyme activity. The coding region runs from base 37 to 1674 and encodes 545 amino acids. Lineage: Eukaryota; Fungi; Basidiomycota; Exobasidiomycetes; Exobasidiales; Brachybasidiaceae.
CACGAUGGCCAAUACCUCCAUGGUACCAGAAAUACGAUGAGGAUAGCCGUUGAAGGAUGCUCGCAUGGAUGUUUAGAUCAAAUAUAUGCAAGCAUUUUAGCAAUCGAUCGUCAAGAAGGGAAACAGACAGAUCUAUUGAUCUUGUGUGGUGAUGUUCAAACACUUCGAAAUCCUUCUGAUUUGCAUUGCUUAGCCGUGCCUGACAAGUACAAACAGCUUGGAGAUUUUCAUCGAUACUACAAUGGGCAGAGAAAAGCGCCGAUCUUGACACUUUUAGUCGGAGGAAAUCAUGAAGCAUCGAAUUACCUUUGGGAAUUGUACUACGGAGGCUGGGUAGCUCCCAAUAUGUACUUUCUGGGAGAGGCUGGAUGUGUAGAAGUGGGCGGCUUGACGAUCGCCGGUAUCUCUGGUAUCUAUAAAUCACACGAUUUUAGGCUCGGCAGACACGAGAGUAUGCCAUACAAUGGUAGCACAAUUCGAUCUAUCUAUCAUACACGAUGCUACGAUACUUUUCGUCUUCAUCUGCUAUCACGACCUCAAAGCACAGGAGGGCGUACGGAUAUUGUGCUCUCACAUGACUGGCCCAACACAAUCGAACAGCAUGGAGAUGUUCGAUGGCUGAUGCAGAAGAAACCCUUCUUCCGAGAUGACAUUGGCACGAAAACACUUGGAUCACCGCCAUUGAUGGAUCUGUUGCAUGAUCUGAAGCCAAAGUAUUGGUUCUCAGCUCAUUUACAUGUUCGCUUCGCUGCAUUGGUCAGACAUGGCGAGAAGAACGACGUACGAGUGAAGAGUCUAUCAUCUGCAACUGAUGAUACUAAAACCGAGAACGCUGAGGAGGUCAUGAUUGACAUCGAUGAUGAAGAUAAUAUUCCUCAGGGCAAUGAAGAAGAGAUUGACACCAAAGAAGCUGGACCAGAAGAUGCCAUCAACCCCGAACAGACGCAAGAAGCAGGACUGCGCUCAACUACCCGCUUUCUUGCUUUAAGCAAAUGCUUGGAAGGACAUGAUUUUCUGCAAAUACUCGAGAUUCCGGCUCCUUCUGAUGAGGACCCAAGAUUCCAAAAUGCACCAGUCGGGGAAGUUAAUUCCAAGAAGCAGCCUUCAUUACGAUUCUCUGCCUCUUGGCUGGCGAUUCUGCGUGCUACACAUCCUCUUUUGAGUCUGGCACGCAAUCAGUGUGCUUUGCCUAGUCUAGCUGAUGAAGGAUUGGCAAGCCAACUCAAAGCAGAGUAUGAGUGGGUACAAUCAAACAUUCUAGCAAGCCAUACUGAAGAAGGACAUCCACUGGAUAUUCUGACGACGCAACAAUUCGUUCAAACGGCACCUUCAACGCUUGAUCCAAACGUACAUCAUAUGACGGGACCACCUUCUUGGUAUACAAAUCCACAAACGGUGAGUUUGUGCAACUUGCUUCAGAUUGAGAAUCGCAUCAAUGCACCGCCUCCCACAAUACCAGCACCUCCUCCCGCAAUGGCACCUAAAAAUCCCACAAUUCCGCAUUUCUUGCAACCACCACAAGUGCAACAGCCUUUUGUGGACGCAGCAUCGGCCUCUCAGGGCAGGUCAUCCAGCAAGGACGAUGGACAUGUUCAUUCCAAUUCUGACGAGAUUGUGGUCACUUUGAGCGAUGAUGAAGAAGAGAACAUGCGAUGGAAAGAAGGAACUGGUUGAAACUUUUUACUCUGAUUGUGUACUAUACAUAUACAUUCAUCUUUUACUGUAAAUCAUGUGUACUACUAUACAAUUGCAAUGGGUUCCUAACAAAACAAUCUAUAUAUUAAACAAGAAUU